Molecule: messenger RNA, 354 nt
Organism: Pseudogymnoascus verrucosus
Lineage: Eukaryota; Fungi; Ascomycota; Leotiomycetes; Thelebolales; Thelebolaceae
Exons: 1
Coding region: 1-354 (117 amino acids)
Source: RefSeq, a predicted model, not a curated record
AUGAAUUUCCGACUUAUUGCUCUCGUUGUUUUAGGAUUGUUCCUGAAUAGCUCCAUUGGAUGCCUUGUAUUUCUAGGCGAUCUCAGUCCCAAUACAGGUAUCAUCCACCUAGUAGGGGAGGUUCUUGAAAACCGCGUGCGAGUCUGCGCGAUCAAUAGCGAACUCAAAACCAGCCCGAUUUGGCUCCAGUGCAUAACCAACCAAUACUCGGCUGCUGUCUCGAACGACUUUACGAGAUUUGCGUAUUCGCACGGCUCUGCUGAAUACAGGCUCGACGUCACCAAGACGGCCAGAGAAAGGCUUUUGGGCGAUGCGAUUCGAUGGACUCUCAAGGGGCAGGGUUAUGGGUGUUAA